AUGGUAUCUGCAAUCACCAUCCUCUUCCUCAGAUGUGAAUUUCUCAAACCCACCAUCUCAGUGAGCCCCAGCAGGGUGGUGGUGCUCGGGGGAAGCGUCACCAUCCGCUGUGAGGGUCGGCAACGAUCCAUGAAGUUCUUUCUGCGUAAAGCUGGACACCCGAACCUGCAGGUGCAGUCGGUGCUUGAUGGGACCGUGGCUGAAUUUCCCAUCGCCAGUGUCAGCCGGGAAGAUGGAGGGAGCUACACCUGCGACUAUCGCUCAAUAACGGAUCAGAGUCGCUGGUCGUAUCCCAGCGACCCCGUCGAGAUCAUUGUAGCAGAGCCCAGCUACCCCAAACCCAACAGCACCCUGACAGACGCUUGUUCUAUUCCCGCUGGGGUAUCAGACCUGACGCAGCCUGGAGCAGCGCCAGCUACCACCCAACUGUGCAGAGCAGUGCCAGAUUACACCCGGGGCAACAUUGUCCGCCUGGCCCUGGGUGCCGGGGUCCUGCUGGCCCUGGUGCUGAUUCUGGCCGAGGCUGCCCACGGAUGGAGGAGGGGCGGACACUAG
Molecule: messenger RNA, 555 nt
Organism: Chrysemys picta bellii (western painted turtle)
Lineage: Eukaryota; Metazoa; Chordata; Testudines; Emydidae
Source: RefSeq, a predicted model, not a curated record